This is a messenger RNA of Didymosphaeria variabile, 624 nucleotides long. RefSeq lists its product as uncharacterized. The coding region runs from base 1 to 624 and encodes 207 amino acids. Lineage: Eukaryota; Fungi; Ascomycota; Dothideomycetes; Pleosporales; Didymosphaeriaceae. The transcript has 2 exons. The record is from RefSeq and is a predicted model, not a curated record.
AUGCACUUCUCCGCACCCGCUUUCAUUACCCUCCUGGCGGCAACCCUUGCUGUCGCUGCCCCUACCAACCAAAAGUACGAUGACAAGAAGGCAUACAUCAAAGACUGCAAGAAGGAUCUUGAGAACAAGUGGAACAAGAAGACCAAUGACUGGAAAAAGCACGAGAAGCUCUUCUACUUCGAUGCCCAGUACGUCGUGAAGGCGACUCCUGAUCAGGUCAUCAACCCCGAACAAGUUCCUGCCCCUGGCCAGCCCGGCGCCAAGGGCCUCUUCAAGUACGGCAUCAACAUCGCUGACAACACUAUCUGCUACAACAUCACCCUUUCCGGCGUCACCGGCGAGUACCAAUCUGCAGCCCUCACAUCCACGCACAUCCACGAAGCUGCCAAGGGCCGCGCAGGGCCUCCUCGUAUUGCCUUCCCUAACCCUGCUGGACCUGAUGACCGCCGCAUCUCUACUGGCUGCAUUACCGGACCCUUCAAGACUGGCAUCAACGGCACUGAUGGCAAUGACACCGGCACUGGCUUCCACGUUCGCCAGAUCGUCGCUAACCCCGGUGCCUUCUUCACCGACACUCACACCCGCCAGUUCGUCCCUGGUGCCGUUCGUGGUCAGCUCGCAUAA